Molecule: messenger RNA, 1921 nt
Organism: Macrobrachium nipponense
Lineage: Eukaryota; Metazoa; Arthropoda; Malacostraca; Decapoda; Palaemonidae
Gene: Idh3a
Product: probable isocitrate dehydrogenase [NAD] subunit alpha, mitochondrial
Exons: 4
Coding region: 131-1213 (360 amino acids)
Biological process (GO): isocitrate metabolic process; tricarboxylic acid cycle
Cellular component (GO): mitochondrion
Molecular function (GO): magnesium ion binding; isocitrate dehydrogenase (NAD+) activity; NAD binding
Source: RefSeq, a predicted model, not a curated record
CUUAGAUAAUGAACCGUGACUUUUAUUUUGUAUUUCACUGAGUGUUACUUUUGAUUCUUCAUCGACUGACGUCGGCCGAUCGAGCAGCCGACGACACGCACCGAAAGGUCACAGGAAAGGAAACAACAGGAUGGCCGGUCGCGUUUGCCGUUCUUUGCUUACCAAAGUCCGUGUAAGUGGGGUGAGGGCAUUUAGUAGUGACUUACGCACAGUAACACUCAUCCCCGGUGAUGGUAUUGGACCAGAGAUCUCUGCAGCAGUGCAAAAAAUAUUUGGUGCAGCAAAUGUUCCAAUUCAGUGGGAAGAAGUCGAUGUAACCCCAGUCAAGGGACCAGAUGGUAAAUUUGGAAUUCCUCCUGCUGCAAUUGAAUCUGUUAAUCGCAAUGGAAUUGGACUGAAAGGGCCACUCAUGACUCCCGUUGGCAAAGGCCAUCGCUCUCUCAAUUUAGCUAUUCGUAAAGAAUUCAGCCUUUAUGCCAAUGUUCGUCCAUGCAGGAGUAUUGAAGGGUAUGAGACGUUGUAUAAUGAUGUAGAUGUUGUAACUAUUCGUGAAAACACCGAAGGAGAAUACUCUGGGAUAGAACACGAAAUUGUGGACGGUGUUGUUCAAAGUAUUAAGCUGAUCACAGAACCAGCGUCUCGUCGUGUGGCAGAAUAUGCCUUCCAGUAUGCUCGCAACAAUGGAAGGUCUAAAGUCACGGCUGUACACAAAGCAAAUAUUAUGAGAAUGUCAGACGGCUUGUUUUUACGUUGCUGCCGUGAAGCUGCGGAGAAGAAUCCUGACAUCAGGUUUGAAGAGAAGUAUCUGGAUACUGUCUGUCUAAAUAUGGUACAAGAUCCUUCCCAGUAUGAUGUUUUAGUUAUGCCAAAUCUGUAUGGUGAUAUUCUGUCAGAUUUGUGUGCAGGUUUAGUUGGCGGCCUAGGUUUAACUCCAUCAGGAAACAUUGGUGAAGGGGGAGCGGUCUUUGAGUCAGUCCAUGGCACUGCCCCUGAUAUUGCUGGCCAAGACAAGGCUAAUCCAACAGCACUUCUCCUGUCUGCCGUUAUGAUGCUUCGUUAUAUGAAUCUCUACAAGCAUGCAGAGGUUAUUGAAAAAGCUUGUUUUGACACAAUAAAGGAAGGUAUUUAUCGCACAGGAGAUCUAGGAGGCAAAGCAAAAUGCUCUGAAUUUACAGAUGAAAUUUGUAAAAAAAUUGAAGCCCAUUCCGAGUAAUGUGGAUUGCGUAAUUUUUUUAACCACUGUCAUAAAAAUAUUGAGAAAGUAGUACUACUGGUAGUAAAUUUAGGGCAAUAAAAGUUUAAAACUUAGAAAUAAUUUCUUUGUUGAGUUAUCUAAAUGUGGGAAGUGGUAGUAAUUACAGUUUUCUUGGCAGGAAUGAGGUUAUUGAUGUAACCAUAUAUUUUUUUAUAAAAGGUAAAUUUAUAAGCUUUUUUUUUGAAGGAGCUUGUGAUCUCACUAGAAGGUAGGGAAGUUCAGUUGUUACAGUGUUUGAUAGGGUUCCCUAUUUCAGCUCUAGUAUUCUCCCUUCAUUUUGCAGCCCUGGUGGCUGUCUGUUACUCACUAGGUUACUUUUGAUAAUAGUGUUUCUCUUAGUUUUGCAAGGAGUUGAAAUAUGUACAGUUCUUAGUAUUACAUUUCAUAUACAAGAUUUCUUAUUUUUCUCAACAAAUCAAUAACAUUUUUUCUCAAAGACUUAGAAUUGAGGGCCUUCUAGUUCGAGAAAUUUAGCUUAUAUGUAUUUUUUUUUUCCAGUUUUAUAGUAAAAGAUUUACAUGGUUACCUGUUGCACAGUUAUGAUAUGCACUUGAACCAGUGGAUUCCAUAUGAAAAGAAAUUGCCUACCUAAACUUAUUCAGCUAUUGAAUUAUUGUAUAUAAGUGAUGUAUUUAUGAUCUUGUAAAUAAUACACAAGAAAUAUUA